Messenger RNA from Anopheles cruzii, 291 nucleotides. RefSeq lists its product as uncharacterized. Bases 100 to 291 code for a protein of 63 amino acids. The transcript has 2 exons. The record is from RefSeq and is a predicted model, not a curated record. NCBI's taxonomy places the organism in Eukaryota, Metazoa, Arthropoda, Insecta, Diptera, Culicidae.
AGACAGUCUAGCAAUCGAUCAUUAGGUACCUGACGAGCGUCAGCAAUUUCGAAAUAGUUUACGCCGAAGGAGUAAGGAAACAUCUCGAUCAGCUCCAAGAUGAAGUUCUUGUUCGUGACUAUUGCUCUAUUCGUCCUUGCCGUGGCCUUGGUAGCAGCCGCUCCAGCAGUCAAUGAUGAGUCAAUCCUAGGAGGGGAUGUGUACGAAGCCGAAGUUGACAGCUUCAACCCGCAGGAUCCGCAGGCUUUCCUGAAGCUGAAAAAGCUGAAGAAGCUGUUAUUCCUCGGCUAA